GCAGUGGUUGAAAGUGGCCAUCAUCAUUAUCAUCAAUCAUUUGGGUUACGCAUUGGCUGCUUGCCCUGCUUCUUACUAUCAGAUUCCAGACCCAGACAGGCUCGUCAUCUUUGUCGCUCUGGCUCUGCAUCUUGUCGGGAUUAAUGUCGCGACAAGUAAGCGAGAAGCGCCGGCCGCCCAUUGGCUCGACGGUGUGCUAUGGUUUACAGGCUGAGCAUCAUUCCAUGGAGCUGAGCUCCCGAGAUGCAGCGAAAAGUGCGUCACGCAUACGUACCCCAACUUCCUCCCUAGUACAAAUCUUCCGCGUGACUUCCACAUACGCCGCUAGCAUGAGCCAGAUACCGGUGGCGAGCUCGCAUCGGAACAGGGAGGCAACUGCCUCGUCGGUAACUUGGGAGAACUAGUCUCUGAGCCAGCCUCGUAAGAUGUGUUUCAUGGUUCUGUCAACCAACGAGAGAGUUCCUAGUUCUCUCCGUUGAGGUAACCACGCAUUCUAGUAGUGCUAGGCGAAAAAUGCUCUGCCCUAAUGAGCUUGGGGGUGGUGGCCCAGAGUUGGGCGAAAGUCAUGCUUUCGUAGUAGUUUGUGAGGCCAUAAUUGCGACCUUUCCUUGCUUAGGUGGUGACCAAUCGUAAUGGGCAGGAAGACUAUAGCGCGCGAUACGGGGUAAUUACUUAGUCGUUAUCGAAUGAGGAGAGGAUGGGAGGGCAAAUAGGCCAAGGUGCAACCAAACAGGGCACACGUGGCG
Messenger RNA from Lasiosphaeria miniovina, 746 nucleotides. RefSeq lists its product as uncharacterized. NCBI's taxonomy places the organism in Eukaryota, Fungi, Ascomycota, Sordariomycetes, Sordariales, Lasiosphaeriaceae. The record is from RefSeq and is a predicted model, not a curated record. The coding region runs from base 144 to 404 and encodes 86 amino acids. The transcript has 3 exons.